AUGCUGAGAGUCUACUGCUGGCCACAGCGGUUCAAGGAGGGCAUUGAGGAUGAUGUGGAUGAUGGGGAUGAUGGGGAUAAAGAGGAUGAUGGGGAUGAUGGGGAUGAUGGGGAUAAAGAGGAUGAUGGGGAUAAAGAGGAUGACGAGGAUGAUGGGGAUGAUGGGGAUAAAGAGAAUGAUGAGGAUGAUGAGGAUGAUGAGGAUGAUGGGGAUGAUGAGGAUGAUGAGGAUGAUGGGGAUGAUGGGGAUGAUGAGAAUGAUGGGGAUGAUGGGGAUGAUGAGGAUGAUGGGGAUGAUGGGGAUGAUGAGGAUGAUGGGGAUGAUGGGGAUGAUGAGGAUGAAGAGGAUGAUGGGGAUGACGGGGAUCAUGGGGAUGAUGGGGAUGAUUAG
Closterium sp. NIES-65 is the source of this 390-nucleotide messenger RNA. The record is from the annotation of a GenBank genome assembly. Lineage: Eukaryota; Viridiplantae; Streptophyta; Zygnematophyceae; Desmidiales; Closteriaceae.